Nicotiana attenuata is the source of this 713-nucleotide messenger RNA. RefSeq lists its product as uncharacterized. Gene Ontology annotation, molecular function: DNA-directed DNA polymerase activity. Gene Ontology annotation, cellular component: delta DNA polymerase complex. The coding region runs from base 97 to 477 and encodes 126 amino acids. NCBI's taxonomy places the organism in Eukaryota, Viridiplantae, Streptophyta, Magnoliopsida, Solanales, Solanaceae. Gene Ontology annotation, biological process: DNA-templated DNA replication; DNA synthesis involved in DNA repair. The record is from RefSeq and is a predicted model, not a curated record. The transcript has 2 exons.
CAAAACUGAAUCUUCUUCUCCAACUUUGAGUACUCCAUAAGAACAGAACCAAAUUCAAAAUUCAAAAUUUGAAAGUUUCAAACAGAGGAAAGAACAAUGGCAACAAAAUCAGACAUGAAAGGUUUCUACAAGCAAAAGAAGAAAGGCGGUGGCAUCACCAAACCAUCCAAUUCUAAAUCAUCAUUUACGAAGAAAUCCACCACCCCAAAGAACGCUGCAGCUAUUGGCUCUGAUGUUACUCAGCCCCCUGCUCUCAUUUCUCAUGGCUCUCUUGAUUUAAAAGAUGAUUAUGAUCUGAACGAGGAAGCAUUGAGGCAAUUUGACAUGAAUAUGACUUAUGGACCAUGCCUUGGAAUGAGCAGACUGGACAGGUGGGAGCGUGCUAAGAAACUUGGUUUGAACCCUCCAACAGAUGUGGAGCGCCUUUUAAGGUCUAGCAAGGUUCGCAAUGAGUCCCUGUGGGAUGGUCGUGUUUAGCCCCCUUCUGCAUUGUACGAGUCUUUUGGUUUAAGUCAAGUCGCCAUCUCUCUUUUUUUUCCCUUUUCCUUUGGUUUUUUAGCUGAACUGCUUAUCUGUGUAAAAAGAUGUACAGCAGCUGGCUGUACUGUACUAUUAGUAUCUUAGAUAUGCUCUGCUUGACUGUAAUUUUAAUGUGAUUCGCCUUUAAAUUUUCUGCUUCUCGUGUGAUUAAUUUUAACGUGUUCCCAUUCAAA